AUGGCCGAUUCAGAUGAUGAAGAUAAAUAUUUGUAUGGGUCAGAAGAAGAAGAAGAAAGUAUUCAACCAGUAACAAAAAAACAAAAGACACAAUCAACCACAACAUCAAAUGAUCAAGAAGAAAGUAUAGAGAAAGAACAGAAGCACGGACUAGAAGAGACUGGAACAAGUAAUGAGAACGAGGAAGAAAAAGAAGAUGAGGAUAAUGAGGAAGAAGAUGAUGAAAAUGAAGAGGAUGAAGAAGAGGAAGAUGAUGAAGAUGAAGAGGAUGAUAUAGAUAUUAUAAUUGGAGAUACAACUACUACUAAAACAUCAGUACCAGGAAAUGAUAUACUAUCAGAAAUAGCACAACCAUCAUCAUCUACAGGAACUCCACAACCGACUUCAGUUUUACCAUCAGCAACUACAACAACAACUUCAAAAAUUGAUAUAAAUGCAAAUCCUGAAAUAGAAGGGAAACCAUUAACUCAAUUAGAUCUUGAAAUAUUUAAAGUAAAACCAUGGAGAGCACCAGGUGCAGAUAUAUCAGAUUAUUUUAAUUUUGGAUUUGAUGAAUUAACAUGGAAUGCAUAUUGUCAUAAACAAGAUAAAUUAAGAGGUGAAUUUAAUCCUCAAAAAAUUUUAAAUAAUAUAAUGAAAGGUCCUGGUAGUGGUACUGAUAUAAGUAAAAUUGCAAGUCCAAGUAUACAGAAUAACAAUGGUAAUAAUGAUAAUAAAAUGGGUAAUCCUCCACCACCUCCAAUGAAUAUGUUCCCACCUGGAAUGCAAUUACCUCCAGGUAUGCAAUUUCCACCUGGUAUGCCACCAAUGUUUCCUCCAGGUAUGCAAAUGCCACCAGGAAUGCAGAUACCUCCUGGAAUGCAAAUGCCACCCGGAAUGCCGAAUUUUUCACCACCUCCACCGCCGCAACAACAAAAAUAA
This is a messenger RNA of Lodderomyces pseudojiufengensis, 921 nucleotides long. Its product is annotated as cleavage polyadenylation factor subunit. Gene Ontology annotation, molecular function: RNA binding. The coding region runs from base 1 to 921 and encodes 306 amino acids. The transcript has a single exon. Lineage: Eukaryota; Fungi; Ascomycota; Pichiomycetes; Serinales; Debaryomycetaceae. Gene Ontology annotation, cellular component: mRNA cleavage and polyadenylation specificity factor complex. The record is from RefSeq and is a predicted model, not a curated record.